This is a messenger RNA of Chelmon rostratus (copperband butterflyfish), 1626 nucleotides long. Its product is annotated as neuronal acetylcholine receptor subunit alpha-7-like. Bases 1 to 1626 code for a protein of 541 amino acids. Gene Ontology annotation, molecular function: transmembrane signaling receptor activity; acetylcholine-gated monoatomic cation-selective channel activity. The record is from RefSeq and is a predicted model, not a curated record. The transcript is spliced from 9 exons. Gene Ontology annotation, cellular component: synapse; postsynaptic membrane; neuron projection. Lineage: Eukaryota; Metazoa; Chordata; Actinopteri; Chaetodontiformes; Chaetodontidae. Gene Ontology annotation, biological process: regulation of membrane potential; nervous system process; signal transduction.
AUGCGCUGCCAUAAGUUUUGGGGACCAUGUUCGGUUGGAUUUUAUCUUUGUGCGGCCAUGCUUUUCAGAGGAUCCCUGCAGGGAGAAUACCAGAGGAGGCUGUACAAGGAGCUGCUGGCUAACUACAACCGACUGGAGAGACCUGUGGUCAAUGACUCAGCUGCCAUCCUGGUGGAGCUUGGCCUCACACUGCUGCAGAUCAUAGACGUGGAUGAGAAGAACCAAGUGCUGAUGACAAACGCCUGGCUGCAGCUGUACUGGACAGACAUCUACCUGAGCUGGAAUCCAGAAAACUACCCUGGUGUCCAGAACCUGCGAUUCCCUUCGGACCAGGUCUGGACCCCCGACAUCCUCCUUUACAACAGUGCGGACGAGCGGUUCGACGCCACCUUCCACACCAACGUGCUGGUGAAUGCGUCGGGUUACUGCCAGUACAUCCCCCCUGGCAUCCUGAAGAGCACCUGCUACAUCGACGUGCGCUGGUUCCCCUUUGACGUGCAAAAGUGUGACUUGAAGUUUGGCUCGUGGACGCACAACGGCUGGCUGCUGGACCUCCAGAUGCUGGAUGUGGACACGUCUACCUACAUACCCAACGGGGAGUGGGACCUUGUGGGUGUGCCAGCCAAGCGCAAUGAGCUGUACUAUGAGUGCUGCAAGGAGCCCUACCCUGAUGUGACGUUCACGGUCACCAUGCGCCGCAGGACGUUAUAUUAUGGCCUCAAUUUGCUCAUCCCCUGUGUGCUGAUCUCGGGUUUGGCCCUGCUGGUCUUCUUGCUACCUGCCGACUCUGGAGAGAAGAUUUCUCUGGGCAUAACUGUGCUCCUCUCGCUGACUGUCUUUAUGCUCCUGGUAGCAGAGAUCAUGCCCGCCACGUCCGACUCUGUUCCUCUCAUCGCCCAGUACUUUGCCAGCACCAUGAUGAUUGUGGGAAUGUCUGUGGUGGUGACAGUUAUAGUCCUGCAGUUUCACCAUCAUGACCCUCAGGGCGGCAAGAUGCCCAAGUGGGUCCGGGUGGUUCUGUUGAACUGGUGUGCCUGGUUUCUACGUAUGAAACAACCUGGCGAUGAGCGCAAGCGACCUGGUUACAAGUACCGUCACUCCUCCCAGCACCACUCCAGCACCAGCUCCAUAGAGAUGGGCACUGUGCCGAGCCUCAGUGUGCCCCUCUCUCAGACUUCCUGCCCGCCUUGCCCCACAGGCACCUCCAACGGCUCCAUGAGCCUCUACUUCAGCAACUACCACCCCAUAGAGAGCUCACACUGCCCACCUUCGAGCGACUCCGGGGUAGCACUAGCGGGACGAGCCCACGGCUCCCCCAGCGAUGAGGCUGAGCCACCUGGAGGGGUUGGCAGUGUCGGAGGCCUGGGGAUGGGAGUUGGAGGGGGGAUGGGCAUCAGCAUCCCCCCACCAGAGAUCCAGCGCAUCUUGGAGGAGGUGUCGUACAUAGCCCAGCGGUUCCGGGACCAGGACGAGGCUGAGGCCAUCUGCAGCGAGUGGAAGUUUGCAGCGGCGGUGGUGGACAGGCUGUGCCUGGUGGCCUUCUCUCUCUUCUCCAUCAUUUGCACCUUUACCAUCCUCAUGUCAGCACCCAACUUCAUAGAGGCUGUUUCAAAAGACUUCACAUAG